AUGGCGCACCACAACUAUAACGGACACUCAAACUACAAGGGACGCGGUCGAAAUAGAAACCACGGGAACCAACAUGUUCAAGAACCUAUCCCCAAGAACGUACUGGUCCGCAGGAGAUUAUUCGAUCUUGGUGAAGAAGAGAACUUCGUCGUGGGACCUUCUCUGGAAAAGAAGUGGAAAUAUAUCCAGAGUGAAAUCACAGAAAACUAUAUGGCAAUCGUUGAGGGCUUUCAAAUUGGUAUCACUCAGCAACCUUUCAAGAUGCCAUACUGGGCUGCGCUACUAUGUCUCGUCAAAGGGCCUGAAGGUGCGACAGUUGACACGCCAUGGCCCAACAAACUCUGCGAGGAUAUUGUCAAGGGUUUCCAAACCCAGUUAGAUAAGCUCCACUGGAGAGAUAUACGGCUAUAUAUGCACUUCUUCGCGCACCUUACAACAAUCGGCCUUAUAACACCAGCCUCCAUGCUCUCGCAUGUUCUAGCUUUCAAAGCUGUUCUAGACGAACCAGGUGUCUCCUAUGAACGAGCCGCCAUGGCUGCACUUUGUGCAGGAGAGGCUCUCAUGAGGGUCAGCACUGACUGUGACGCAUUUUCGCUCUGGCUAUUAACCGAAGCAUUUGUAGGCUGGGAAAAUACUUCAAGACUAUGA
Messenger RNA from Serendipita indica DSM 11827, 648 nucleotides. The record is from the annotation of a GenBank genome assembly. NCBI's taxonomy places the organism in Eukaryota, Fungi, Basidiomycota, Agaricomycetes, Sebacinales, Serendipitaceae.